Messenger RNA from Nomia melanderi (Alkali bee), 1188 nucleotides. It is a transcript of the gene Pef, whose product is annotated as penta-EF-hand domain containing protein peflin. Gene Ontology annotation, molecular function: calcium ion binding. The record is from RefSeq and is a predicted model, not a curated record. NCBI's taxonomy places the organism in Eukaryota, Metazoa, Arthropoda, Insecta, Hymenoptera, Halictidae.
AAACCGAUAUCGCAGAUUAAAUACGCGAGUUUAAAUAUUAAAUUAGUAUGUUAAGUACAAUGUGAAAAUCCCAAAUAAUUUCUAUAACUUAUCAAUGAUGUAGGAAUAGAUUUAUAAUCCAAAUUAUUUUUGAAGUCCAAUUUUCUGAAACCCCAAAGUGCCAUUACUGUAGUCUUCAAUUUUUCGGUCGUUGGUUACUGGAGUAAGGUUGCCACUGUUUUGAUCGUCAAAGAACCGUGCAUUUAAUUGACAGUACUCAGCAAUUGACAAAAAGCCUUAAUCAUGGCGUAUCCGGCAGCAAUGUAUGGUGCUAAUGAUCCUCAAGCGCAAAUAAAUCCACAAGUACAACAAUGGUUUGCUGCCGUUGAUAGAGACAAUAGUGGAAGAAUUAGUGCAUCAGAAUUAAAGAGUGCAUUAGCAAAUGGGCAAGGAGGUACAUUUUCAGAUACUGCUUGUAACUUAAUGAUAGGAAUGUUUGAUAAAGAAAAAAGUGGUACCAUUGAUUUAUUCGAAUUUCAAUCUCUUUAUAAUUAUAUUAAUGCAUGGCUGGGUGUCUUUCGUGGUUUUGAUCAUGACAAUUCUGGAAGUAUACAAGAAAAUGAAUUAAGUGCAGCCUUAACACAAAUGGGAUACAGACUUAGUCCAGACUUUAUUUCAUUUCUUAUUAAAAAAUGUGAUCCCACUGGUCAUUCUUCUAUUACUGUCGAUCAGUUUAUUGUAUUAUGCGUCCAAAUUCAAAGGUUUACAGAUGCCUUCCGGGUUAGAGACUCUGACCAAGCAGGAUCAAUUACUAUUGGAUUUGAAGAUUUUUUGACUGUUGCACUUAAUUGUAGCGUGUAAUAUUUGAUGCUUCUAGAUUUAGUUAAUUUUAACAUAUUUAAAUGAAUUUAGAUUAGCGUUAGUUUAGAUACUAAUACUCUUAAUUAUGUUUUAAAAGAUCUAUUUUUUAAUAUUAAACAUAGGUUAUUUAAUUUUAAUAUAUUUGGUUAAUAACUUCAGCUAUCUAGUUGUCAAAAUAUAGGUAAAGGCAAUUGUAAGAUAAUAUUUAAAACAAAUAUGGUAAGAGUAAAAUAUUCUGAAUACUUGUAUUUCUAUAUUUAGCACUGCUUAUAGUAUAGACAAAUAUCCAUGAAAUGAUUGUUUUAUUUAUGAGCAAAAAUAAAUAUAUUAUAUUUUGGCAUCACAAAU